UUCGUUCUACAUUAUCACCUUAUUAACGAUAGACAGCUCUUUUUGCGUUACACAUUAAAAGUCAACUAGUCCAGUUAGCUUUGGUAUACUUCAGGUCCAUGACUAUAUAGGUGUUGCUAAAUCCAAUCCGACAAAAUGUCUCAGUCGAGGAUUACCAGUAUUAGUGGGCCAACAGCCUCACUGACUUUUAUAGGGAUUCCGUACUCCGAUAUCGACAGAACAGGACACUGGGCUGUCUGGAGUAUUUCCAAAAUGUUUGAAGCUGCACGCUUGUUCUCACUUCUUGCUGGGUUCGUGGACUAUAGAAAAAUAGUUGACGAGGACCAUGCAUUAGCCAUUAUCAAGCAACAGUUGAAUUUAGAUCCUGAGUUACAAAGAGCGAGUUUAACACCAGCGAUGAAAUUAAACUUUGAUGUAGAACUUAUACAAUUGAAACAAACUUCCUUCACAAUAGUUACUAAUUUAAAAAAUGGGACCACAGGGAAAAUUCUUGGAGAAAAUUUUAUGAAAAUAGUAAGAAUAAAUCGGACAACGCGGCGGUCGUCUUCAUUUCCUGAAUGGUUUUACAAAAAGUAUGCAGCUUUCAUGAAUAUUCCUGGACAUCCAAGUACUGAAAAGGAAGAGUUACCAGAAAUUCCCAAGAAUGCUUAUAAAUAUGACGUCAUUCCAGGGCACAGCGACGAGGAUGUUAAUUGUCACCUGAAUCAAUCCUCAUAUAUUCGAUUUUGCAUGGACGCAGCAACGAGGGCAUCGUUGAAUGGGUAUUAUGAACAUUACACAAGAGAUAUGUGUUUAUACCCCUCAAUACAAUGGACUAUUAGUUAUGUGGGGGAGAGUAUUGCUGGUGAUCAGUUGACUAUAUUUACAUGGCAAAAAGAACACACUCCCGACAACAUACAAUUUGCUAUCGAACGAAAUGGCAAUCUAAUUUUCUAUGCAUCAACAGUAUUUGGUAAAAUCGCAAAAGAGAAAAUACUUUGGCACAAAUUGUGAAAAGAUAUUUUAUUUUGUGUAUUGAUUCAUAAUUGAAUAAAACAAUCACUAAAAUUUAAAUAUGUCUGCAGAUAGAAUUGCAUUCCAUGUACCCAGUUCUUGCUGGUUUCUUUUGUCAAAAGAGUUCAACUGAAAUAUGAGAUCAAAUGGCAGAAAUUCUGCCAUCGGAAUGUGUAAAGUGGUUUAGAAUAUUAAAAUUUGAGUGUUUGAAUCAAAUUUCUAAAUUUCUAAAAAUUUAAAACGUUUGAAUGUUGAAAUUUAGAAGAUUAAAGUAAAUUUUAAAUAAUCAAAAUAUGUUUCAGAAGUUUGGACAGUUAAGUGUAAACUUUCUGAAUAAACGGCAGAAAAAAAAACUCAACAGUUUCGAAUGCAAAAAUCGUUUUUAGUUUCAAUUUUGAAUAUUUCAGGC
Messenger RNA from Saccostrea cuccullata (small rock oyster), 1402 nucleotides. RefSeq lists its product as uncharacterized. The record is from RefSeq and is a predicted model, not a curated record. Bases 136 to 993 code for a protein of 285 amino acids. The transcript is spliced from 3 exons. NCBI's taxonomy places the organism in Eukaryota, Metazoa, Mollusca, Bivalvia, Ostreida, Ostreidae.